Molecule: messenger RNA, 948 nt
Organism: Acytostelium subglobosum LB1
Lineage: Eukaryota; Evosea; Eumycetozoa; Acytosteliales; Acytosteliaceae
Exons: 2
Coding region: 1-948 (315 amino acids)
Biological process (GO): cytosolic ribosome assembly
Cellular component (GO): mitochondrial matrix
Source: RefSeq, a predicted model, not a curated record
AUGUCUGCUCGUUCGAUUCAUACAUUCUCCACUCAACGCUCAUUGUUGUCCUCUUCAGUCAGAGGCAUCAGAAGAGGCCAGAGAACAUGCUGUGGCACCAACUACCAGGUCGCUGGCAUCUCUGCUCACCACCACAACCACGGCCCAAUUGCCAGACCAACUGGAUCGGCCACCAGAAGCAUCACCACUCAGCUCUUUGCUCCAAUGGCCACCUCCACUCAGGCCAUCAGAACCUACGCCAGCAACAACAACGUCCCAGUUGCACCAACCCCAUCUUCCCUUCUCCGCACUCUCUGCGACACUGAGAUCAACGACUUCAAGACCUUGAUCCCCGAGAAUGAGGACAACCAAACCUUCUUGGAUGAGUCUGGAUUCGAGCUUUCAAAUAAUAACGAGUACGCCUUCUUGAAGAAGACUUCUGAGGAUGGCGCUCAGAUCACUGUUAGAUUCGACUUGAUCGAGCAGAUGCAAGAGCCAUACGACGAGGACUACGACCAGAACGAGCAGGAGGGCGAAGAGGGAGAGCAAAACGAGGAAGAGGAGGAGACCCCAGAGAAUGAGCAGGAGCACGAGGAGGAGCAAGAGGAGGGCGAGGAGGGAGAGGAAGGCGAGGAGGGCCAAGAGAACGCCCCACACGACCACCCAUUCGAGAUCUGCAUCACCCGCAAGGUCGAUGGCAAGGACGUCACCGUCACCUUUGGCUGUUUCGCCUCUGCCGACGGCAGCUACACCGUCUCUGGCUUCUUCUACGGAGGCUUCAACGACCCGGUCAACCCAGUCGACAUUGCUGGUACCUCGGCCGAGUUCCAAGACAACAUCCUCUUGUUCCUGCAAAAGUAUGGAGUCAGUGAGGGACUGUCCUUCUUUAUCCACGAUCACGUCCACGGCAAGAAGCUCAAGGAUUACGUCCAGUCAUUCGAGACUCUCAAGGGUUUCAUUGGCAACUAA